UCCCCUUCAAUUACAUGGGGAAUCAGCUGAGUCUUGAUUUUUCUGACUUGCCUAACAGAUCCCUGGAAUCAUUUACUAUUUCAAAUGUUGAUGAUGGGUCAAACAGGUUAUGGAUUCACUUCUCAGCAGUGUACGUAUUCACGACGUAUGUUUGCUAUCUUCUCUAUGCUGAGUAUGACCAUAUUGCAUCUAAAAGGCUUGCCUUUUUUAAUUCUUCAAAGCCCAAGCCACACGAGUUCACUGUUUUAGUUCGAAGUAUUCCACCAUCCCCAGGGAAGAGCUACACUGAAGUUGUUGAGAGCUUUUUUAUGGAGUACCAUCCUGCUACUUAUCUCUCACACUCUGUUGUCCGGCGGACAAGCAAACUCAAAGGCCUCAUUGAUGAAGCUGAUAAGUUGUACAGGAAACUAGCUCGGUUGAAAACAUUAGACCAUAGUCAAGAAAGAUUUGGCCGUGCUGGCUUCAUGGGGAUCUUUGGGCCUAGAGUUGACCUUUUGGGCCACUAUGAAAUGAAGCUAGAAGAUAUAGAAUACAAAGUUAGAGUGGAACGAUCUUCAAAGGAGGUGCAAGCGGCUUUUGUAUCCUUCAAAACACGAUUUGGGGCAGCAGUAGCUUUAAACAUCAGACAAAGCAGCAAUCCCACUGAAUGGGUUACUGAGCCAUCUCCUGAUCCAGAGGAUGUAUAUUGGCCCUUCUUUUCAGCUUCAUUUUUCAAAAGAUGGAUUUGCAAUGUUGCUGUUUAUACUGCAUGUGUUGUACUUACAGUUCUGUUCCUUAUACCUGUUCUCAUAGUACAAGGUCUUACCCAUCUAGAGCAGCUGGAGAUUUGGUUCCCCUUUCUAAC
Molecule: messenger RNA, 844 nt
Organism: Cuscuta europaea
Lineage: Eukaryota; Viridiplantae; Streptophyta; Magnoliopsida; Solanales; Convolvulaceae
Source: the annotation of a GenBank genome assembly